CACCGCAGCCUGUGAUCGUGGGUCGAGUCCUGCUCCUUAGAUCCUCUGUCUUGGGGUCUGGACAGUGUCUAGAAAGCUCUCCAAGGGAGGUGAUCCCGGAGGAGGAGGGGACACGUCGGGGCGGGGCCAGCCACCCAAGGUCCCCUGCGGGGGGACGUCACCGGCCCCAGGUGCGGAGGGCGGGAACUGCCUCGCACCUCCCGGCGGAGCGAGCGCUUUCCCCUCCUCCAUCCAGACUGCGGCCCGGCUCCGGGCUACCCUUUCUGACCCGGCCACACCUGGAACCGCACCCCGGCGCCGGGCGGAGGCGGAGAAGGGCGGCCCCGGGAGAGACCUGGCCCGGAGGAUCGGCGGGACUCUGGCGAGGCCCGGCGGCAAGGGCGCGGCGAAGCGAGGCGAUGGCGCGGAGCCCGAGCGGCCGGUGCACCCUCCUGCUGCUGUUGCAGCUGCUGGCGGUGGUCUGCUUGGACUUUGGAGAUGGACUUCACUUAGAGGUCUUCAGCACGAGAGGUGAAGACAGACUGUUCCCUAAGCGCACUCACUUGGUUCGUCAAAAGAGGGCCUGGAUCACUGCCCCUGUGGCUCUUCGAGAGGGAGAAGACCUUUCCAAAAAGAACCCAAUCGCCAAGAUACACUCUGACCUUGCAGAAGAAAGGGGAAUAAAGAUCACCUACAAGUACACUGGGAAGGGAAUUACAGAGCCACCCUUCGGUAUAUUCGUGUUUGAUAGGAACACAGGAGACCUGAACAUCACCAGUAUUCUUGACCGGGAAGAAACGCCAUUUUUCCUGCUGACAGGCUAUGCCUUGGACUCCAGAGGAAACAACCUGGAGAAGCCCUUAGAGCUCCGCAUCAAAGUUCUGGACAUCAAUGACAAUGAGCCAGUGUUCACACAGGAGGUCUUUGUCGGGUCCAUAGAGGAACUGAGUGCAGCACAUACACUUGUGAUGAAAAUCACCGCGACGGACGCGGACGAUCCUCAGACCUUGCACUCUAAAAUCUCCUACAGAAUUGUCUCUCAGGAGCCUGCAAACACUCCUGUGUUCUACCUAAAUAAAGACACGGGGGAGAUCUACACAACCAGCUUUGCUCUGGACAGAGAGGAACACAGCAGCUAUUCCUUGACAGUGGAAGCGAGAGACGGUGACGGGCAGAUAACAGACAAACCCGUGCAACAAGCCCAAGUGCAGAUUCGCAUUUUGGAUGUCAAUGACAAUAUACCUGUGGUGGAAUACGGAACGUACGAGGGGGUAGUGGAAGAAAACCAGGUCAAUGUAGAAGUCAUGCGGAUCAAAGUGACCGACGCGGAUGAAGUGGGCUCGGAUAACUGGCUAGCAAACUUUACAUUCGCAUCAGGAAAUGAAGGGGGCUAUUUCCACAUCGAGACUGACACGCAGACUAACGAAGGCAUCGUGACCCUUGUCAAGGAAUUGGACUAUGAAGAAAUGAAGAAACUGGACUUGAGCAUCCUUGUCACGAACAAAGCAGCUUUCCACAAGUCCAUUGUGAGCAAGUACAAGCCCACGCCCAUUCCCAUCACUGUCAAGGUCAAGAACGUGGUCGAAGGCAUUCAUUUCAAGAGCAGCACAGUCACCUUCCGAGCUAGUGAGGCGAUGGAUCGAUCCAGCCUCAGCCGGUCGAUUGGAAAAUUUCAAGUUUUCGAUGAAGACACUGGAAAGGCAGCUGAUGUAACGUACGUAAAAGUGCAAGACACCGACAACUGGGUCUCUGUGGACUCUGUCACUUCAGAGAUUAAGCUGGUAAAGAUUCCUGACUUUGAAUCUCGACACGUCCAGAAUGGCACCUACACUGUAAAGGUUGUGGCUAUAUCCAAAGGUCACCCUCAAAAAACCGUCACCGGCACCAUCCUUAUCAAUGUUGAAGACGUCAAUGACAAUUGUCCCGUACUGAUGGACUCGGUACGGAGUGUCUGUGCGGAUGCACCGUAUGUGAACAUCACUGCGGAAGACCUGGAUGGACCCCGGAACAGUGCGCCGUUCACCUUCUCCAUCAUUGACCAGCCUCCCGGAACAGCACAGAAGUGGAAAAUCACGCACCAGGAAAGUACCAGUGUGCUGCUGCAGCCAAGCGAGAGGACGCUCGGGAGAAGUGAGAUUCCCUUCCUCAUCUCCGACAGCCAGGGUUUCAGCUGCCUGGAGAGGCAAGUCCUCCAGCUCACCGUGUGCGAGUGUCUGGAGGGCGGUGGCUGUGCGGCUGCGCUGUAUGACAACUACGUCGGUUUGGGCCCCGCCGCGAUCGCCCUCAUGAUUCUGGCUCUCCUGCUUCUGCUCCUGGUGCCGCUCUUGUUGUUGAUGUGCCACUGUGGAGAGGGUGCCAAAGGCUUCGCCCCCAUUCCCGGGACCAUAGAGAUGCUGCAUCCUUGGAAUAAUGAAGGGGCACCACCCGAGGACAAGGUGGUGCCAUCGCUUCUGGUGACUGAUCACGUGGAGAACUCGGGAGUGAGAGGCGUUGGUGGUGGCGGCGGUGGCGUAGGAGGGGUGAAGCUCAAGGAAGGCGUGGUGAAAGGCAGUAGCUCAGCCUCCAUUACCAAAGGGCAGCAUGAGCUAAUUGAGGUUGACGGAAGAUGGGAAGAACACAGAAGCCUCCUCACUAGUGGGCUCACUCACCAUGUAGCCACCGUAGGAUCCAUCGCUGCCAAUGACACCACAAUAAGGACAACAAGAGCCACUGGGGCAUCCAGAGACAUGAGCGGGGCUCGAGGAACCAUUGCCAUGAAUGAGGAACUCUUGAGAAGUUACUUCACAGAGAAAGCGGCUUCCUACGCCGGGGAAGACGACUUUCACCUGGCCAAAGACUGCCUUCUCGUCUACUCCCAGGAGGACACGGACUCUCUCCGAGGCUCCGUCGGGUGCUGCAGUUUUAUCGAGGGAGAGCUCGACGAUCUGUUCUUAGAUGACCUGGGUCCGAAAUUCAAGACCCUAGCUGAAGUUUGCCUGGGUCGAAAGAUCGACAUGGAUGUGGACAUUGAACAGAGGCAAAAGCCGGUCAGAGAAACAAGUGUGAACGCAGCUCCCGGCUCUCACUACACACAAGUGACAGCCAGCUCAGAGAGCACGUAUUCCUCUAACAGUGGCUUCCAAGCCCCCAAACCUCUGCUUGGAGCACACACAGAGAAAGUCACACAGGAAGUUGUCGCUGAAAGCUCUGUGUCUUCCAGGCAGAGUCAGAAGGUAGUACCACCACCCAAUCCAGUGGCUUCAGGUAACAUUAUAGUGACGGAAACUUCCUAUGCCGCGGGAUCAGCGGUGCCACCCAGCACUGUGAUCCUGGCUCCUAGACAGCCACAGAGCCUUAUUGUAACAGAGAGGGUGUACGCCCCAGCCUCCACCUUGGUGGAUCAGCACUAUGCCAAUGAAGAAAAUGUCCUUGUUACCGAACGAGUGAUCCAGCCUAAUGGAGGCAUCCCUCAGCCCCUUGAGGUCACCCAGCAUCUGAACGAUGCUCAGUAUGUUAUGGUGAGGGAAAGAGAGAGCAUCCUGGCUCCCAGCUCAGGCGUGCAGCCCACUCUGGCAAUGCCCAGCGUGGCAGCAGGAGGGCAGAAUGUCACUGUCACAGAAAGAGUACUGACUCCUGCUUCCACUCUGCAGUCCAGUUACCAGAUUCCCAGUGAAGCCUCUAUCAAGGCUAGGAAGACGGUGCUGUCCAGUGUGGGAGGCAUGGGCCCUCUGCCCAACUUAGAUUUAGAGGAAUCUGGUCCUCCCAACUCUACUGUAACCACGUCUUCCACCAGGGUCACCAAGCAUAGCACCGUGCAGCAUUCUUACUCCUAAAGAGAAGCCAGCCGCAGUCUGAUUCGGAGCUUAACCAGGUUCCACUGGGUGUGUGUUUCCUUCCGUGUCCCUAAUGUCAUAUGAGCUGCACAAAGACUUGCACGUUGGGAAAGCUCAUCGGCAUGCCAAAGACACGGUGUCUCAGGCAGGGUUGUAUUUCAGAAAUGCUCUGUGAUUACUGGGGGGGUGGAGUUAAGAUGCUAGUUCCUAAGUGCUUUCUAGUGCAUUCUGCAAGCAAUACUCACAUACAGGACAUGGAAAAUUGGCUUCUAAGAACUUACCAAAUUAAAGCACGGUUUCUAAUUAA
This is a messenger RNA of Rattus rattus (black rat), 4098 nucleotides long. RefSeq names its product desmoglein 2 (gene Dsg2). Gene Ontology annotation, molecular function: calcium ion binding. Gene Ontology annotation, biological process: homophilic cell-cell adhesion. NCBI's taxonomy places the organism in Eukaryota, Metazoa, Chordata, Mammalia, Rodentia, Muridae. The record is from RefSeq and is a predicted model, not a curated record. The transcript is spliced from 15 exons. Gene Ontology annotation, cellular component: plasma membrane; desmosome. The coding region runs from base 399 to 3791 and encodes 1130 amino acids.